Alosa alosa (allis shad) is the source of this 812-nucleotide messenger RNA. It is a transcript of the gene prdx5, whose product is annotated as peroxiredoxin 5. Gene Ontology annotation, molecular function: thioredoxin peroxidase activity. Gene Ontology annotation, biological process: cell redox homeostasis; hydrogen peroxide catabolic process; cellular response to oxidative stress. The coding region runs from base 71 to 640 and encodes 189 amino acids. Gene Ontology annotation, cellular component: cytoplasm; peroxisome; mitochondrion. The record is from RefSeq and is a predicted model, not a curated record. NCBI's taxonomy places the organism in Eukaryota, Metazoa, Chordata, Actinopteri, Clupeiformes, Clupeidae. The transcript has 6 exons.
ACUUUGUCCCGUCUCUUACGUGGAACCAACGCUCCGACGCCGUCAACUGUGGUUGCUGCAGAUAUAAACCAUGAAUACAUCAGCGAUCCUGAGAGGGACUCGAGCUGUCCACAGCAUCAGAUCGCUGCACACCACAUUUUGUUUCAACAUGCCAAUUAAGAUUGGAGAGGCUUUGCCUGCAGUGGAGGUCCAGGAGGGAGAGCCUGGGAAGAAGGUUUCCAUGGACCAGCUCUUCAAAGGGAAGAAAGGUGUACUGUUUGCUGUUCCAGGAGCCUUCACACCAGGGUGCUCCAAGACUCAUCUCCCUGGGUUUGUGGAGCAAGCUGGGCAACUUCGGAGCAAAGGCAUCCAGGAAGUAGCAUGUGUCUCAGUAAAUGAUGCAUUCGUCAUGGCUGCUUGGGGCAAAGAACAUGGAACAGACGGCAAAGUGAGGAUGCUUGCUGAUCCCACAGGAGCUUUCACAAAAGCAGUGGACCUUUUACUGGACAAUGAUCAGCUUGUGCAAGUUCUUGGAAACCAAAGAUCCAAAAGGUACGCCAUGCUGGUCGAGGACGGCGUGGUCAAGAAGAUCAAUGUGGAGCCUGAUGGCACAGGGCUAACCUGUAGCCUGGCAACCAACAUCCUAUCAGAUCUGGCUUAAGCCAAAGUCAGUUUACAACCCCCUCCAUUGAUGACUUGGCACUUAAAAGUCAGGUGAAAAGCUAAGACGCACAAUUUAAUUUUUUGCACAUAGCUAUGCAACUCGUAUUACUCAAAAUGGUCGUUUACAAUAUGUAUCAUUGAGACAAAUAAAGUACACCACUGUUGGAAAA